AUGACUACAUCACCAACUCCAAUCCAAGAAGAACGUAGACAAACUCCUAAUGCCGUCACAGCAUCUACUAAGGGUGACCAAUCUUUAACCGAGGAGAGAGUUUCAAACAUUGGUUGGUAUUUCAUUAAAUCGUACUAUGAUUUCUAUAUUGCCAAAUUGGAUGUCAUUCACAAGAUUUAUCAUGACAAUGCAUCUAUUUUACACGAUGCUUUCCCAGAGGAAGACAGGAAGAAGAAGGAUGGUGAUGAUGAGGAUGAGUUGACCACUACUUAUAAAGCUAAAGGUACUGAUGCUAUUAAAAAAUGCUUUGCUGAACAUUUAUCUGGUGGGGGUGACGAUAACAACAGAAUUGUUAUUACUAGUGCUACUUUUCAAGUAUCUUUGGAAAAGAAUAUUAUUAUUGUUACUUUUGGAGAAUGGUCUAAAAAUGACUCACCCUUUAAACAAUUUACUCAAACUUUUGUCUUGACUCCUGGUAAAAGAGAAAGUACUUAUGAUGUGGCUAAUGAUGUUUUGAAAUUCAUUGAAAGUAAUGGAUUUAAAAACAAUCUGCCAGUGCAAGACGAAUCCAAGGAAGGGGGAAGUCAUGUCAUAGAAGAGAAACCAGCUGCAAGUGUUGAUGGUGGUGUUUCAGAUGAAAAACAAGAGCCAAUACCAGAUCCAAUUGAGAAAAAGGUUGAACCAGAGAAGAAGGCCAUAGACGAGGAGGAAUUAGCCGAGGCUCAGAAAGAAACUGAACAAGAAAAGAAGGAGCCAGUUGCUCAAGAAAACGCCGAGAUAAAGAAGGAAGAAGCUCCAAAAUCGGAACCAUUAGAAAAAGAAGAGGAAAAGGAACAACCACCAAAAGAAGAAAAGAAACCUGAAGAACCGGCUAAAUCAAAGAGUCCACCCCAACCAAUGACAUGGGCUGACUUAGCCUACCAAGCUGUCCCAGCUUCCAAACCAACAUCAAAGCCAACAACAUCAACCAGCACAGCUACAUCUACACCCACCUCCACCAAAAAGACCCCAGUGGCUGUUUCACAACAGCAACAACCACAAUCAACCACUGGAGGUGGCAGUGGUAAAUUCAAAAAAGACGAAUGGUAUCCAAUCUACAUACGUGGUAUCCGUUCAAUUGAUGAAAAAGUAUUACGCGAUCAUAUCACCAAGAAAUUUGGUGAAUUAAAAUUCUUUCGUACGAAUCAAAACAUUGCAUUGUGCGAUUUUGUCCUCAAAGAAGCCCAAAGAAAAGCAUUGGAUGCUAAAGAAACCACGUUGGAUGGAGUUGUUAUUAAUUUAGAACCAAGAGAAUCAAAGACUGGUAAUAAUUUCCAUAAUAACAAUGGUAAUUAUAAGAAGAAGUUUGGAGAUAAAGAAGGCAGCAAAGAGAAAUUUGGAGAAAAGAAGGGUACCAAUGGUGGUGUUGGUGUUACUGGAGGUAGUGGUAAGUUUGCUGAUGGAAAGAAGGUUGGUGGUAAUGUUGCUGGCGCUAAACAAAAAUCAGGUAAAUUGAAUGCGACAAAAUAG
Messenger RNA from Lodderomyces orthopsilosis Co 90-125, 1509 nucleotides. RefSeq lists its product as uncharacterized. The transcript has a single exon. Gene Ontology annotation, cellular component: cytosol; ribonucleoprotein complex; Ubp3-Bre5 deubiquitination complex. NCBI's taxonomy places the organism in Eukaryota, Fungi, Ascomycota, Pichiomycetes, Serinales, Debaryomycetaceae. Gene Ontology annotation, biological process: ribophagy; protein deubiquitination. Gene Ontology annotation, molecular function: mRNA binding. The record is from RefSeq and is a predicted model, not a curated record. The coding region runs from base 1 to 1509 and encodes 502 amino acids.